Molecule: messenger RNA, 666 nt
Organism: Linderina pennispora
Lineage: Eukaryota; Fungi; Kickxellomycota; Kickxellomycetes; Kickxellales; Kickxellaceae
Product: eukaryotic translation initiation factor 6
Exons: 2
Coding region: 1-666 (221 amino acids)
Biological process (GO): cytosolic ribosome assembly; assembly of large subunit precursor of preribosome; maturation of 5.8S rRNA
Cellular component (GO): nucleolus; cytosol; preribosome, large subunit precursor
Molecular function (GO): ribosomal large subunit binding
Source: RefSeq, a predicted model, not a curated record
AUGGCAGUCCGCGCGCAGUUCGAGAACAACAACGACAUUGGAGUGUUCUCCAAGCUCACAAAUUCCUACUGCCUGGUCGCCCUGGGCGGGUCGGAGAACUUUUACAGCGUGUUUGAGAGCGAGCUCAGCGACGUGCUGCCGGUGAUCCACACAACAAUCGCCGGCACGCGCAUCAUCGGCCGCCUGACUGCGGGCAACCGCCGCGGCCUUCUGCGCGUGGAGGAGCGCCUGAGCGCCCUGGGCAACGUGAUCGCAUGCAAUGACUACGUGGCCCUGGUGCAUCCGGACUUGGACCGCGAGACCGAGGAGAUCAUCGCUGAUGUCUUGGGCGUCGAGGUGUUUAGGCAGACGGUGGCGGACAAUGUGCUGGUGGGCUCGUACUGUGCGAUUUCGAACCAGGGCGGUCUGGUGCAUCCGCGCACCAGCGUGCAGGACCAGGACGAGCUGUCGAGUCUUCUGCAGGUGCCGCUGGUGGCGGGUACGGUGAACCGCGGAUCGGAUGUCAUUGGCGCCGGGCUGGUGGUCAACGACUGGACUGCGUUUGCCGGCAUGGACACUACCUCGACUGAGCUCAGCGUCGUCGAGAGCAUCUUCAAGCUGCAGGACUCGCAGCCCACGGCUAUUGUCAAUGAGAUGCGCGACUCGCUGAUCGACCACUACUCGUAG